This is a messenger RNA of Ordospora pajunii, 912 nucleotides long. RefSeq lists its product as uncharacterized. Bases 1 to 912 code for a protein of 303 amino acids. Lineage: Eukaryota; Fungi; Microsporidia; Ordosporidae. The transcript has a single exon. The record is from RefSeq and is a predicted model, not a curated record.
AUGGAUGUAGAAGCAUUGAGGAGAAGUAGAGAGAUCUAUGUGGACGAAAUGAACAAGGUCACCGACGAAAUGAACGAGUUUAUCAGGAUAAACCUGCAUGAAAUAAGAGAUUUAUUGACUGUGUGUGCUGCUAAACCCGAGAGUGUAGGCAUAGAUGAGCUCAGAGCGUUUGUAGAGCAUAGAAUAAAUGAAUACAUUCGGCUGAUGGAUGCAAGGAAAAAAGAUGCUAUUAUGUGUUUGGCACAUGGAAAGACCAGCAAGGACACAACUGAUGCAAUAAUAACAGCCGAUUAUUGCUACAGAAGGUUAAUGUAUGGAGAAGAGCCGGCCAAUCGGCGGGGCAAUCGAAGAAAUAGCAGAGAAUAUAAUGCAGAAGAAGAAAGAUUGGAUGCUUUUGUAAACAUAAUAACAGGAAUGAUAACAAUAAGAUAUGCGAACAGCCACGAAUCAGUGGUUGAUAGUGGAUCAAUCAGUUGCGAUUACCAUGCACUGCAAGACCUGUUUUCAAACGACUUCCGAUUGAGCAUAAGCAAGAAGCAAAUGAAUGUUGAGAUGCUUAAUAUGAAAGUUGAGAUGGGAAUUGAAGCAUUUAAAAUUGCUGUUGAGUCUCCAGAGGAUAGCCUGUGUAAGCUGGUGUCAUACAAAGCCUGCAAAGAGCACGGUAUUCCUAUUCUUGUAUCAAGUGAUGACACAAUUGAUAUGAUCGAUGAUGAGCUUGGGCAUUUGCACAGCAGAGUCCAGCAGCAGGUAAAUGACGUGAUUGUAAUGCAUAUCACAGAUGCAUCGAAGGCAUGCUUGAUAAACUAUCUCUUAGUCAUACUAAUAGGUAUUUCAAGAAAAGUUGAUCUGAGCUACUUCAACGACAAGAAGGAAAUGUACAUGCUGUGCUGGGUAUACGAAUGCUCAGAAUAA